Oppia nitens is the source of this 3818-nucleotide messenger RNA. RefSeq lists its product as uncharacterized. Gene Ontology annotation, biological process: positive regulation of synaptic transmission; regulation of membrane potential; regulation of synaptic plasticity. Lineage: Eukaryota; Metazoa; Arthropoda; Arachnida; Sarcoptiformes; Oppiidae. Gene Ontology annotation, cellular component: presynaptic membrane; cytoskeleton of presynaptic active zone. Gene Ontology annotation, molecular function: transmembrane transporter binding; small GTPase binding. The coding region runs from base 1 to 3807 and encodes 1268 amino acids. The transcript is spliced from 12 exons. The record is from RefSeq and is a predicted model, not a curated record.
AUGGAUUCAUCGCCGACAUCAUCAUCAUCACAGAGGACAGGUCGCGGACCACUACCUAAUAGUGUGGUCUCAUUCAUGAAAAAGAUGGUCACGAAAAGCGGAUCACCCGAUAGAUCCACUACUGGUUCUCCAUUGAACAGUCCAUCUCAUAGUCUAAUGUCGAGUCCAUCGCCGGCUUCAAUGUCCGUAUGCUCGACAUCGUCCGGCGGCCAGUAUUCAAGUAGCAGUGGUCAUCAUCAGCGUAGUCAUCAUCGGCAACAGUCCAUAUCCAGUGGCGGCGGCGCACACAUGUCUUCGCCGAGCACUGGCGGACCGUUUAGCCGUAUAAGGGAUACAUUGUCGCACAAAAUGCUCGCCUCCUUAACCAAUCAUCAGUCGUCCUCACUGUCGACCGACCAGUUGACAGCCCAUCUGACUGAUGAAGAGCGCAAUAUAUUGCAGAAAGUCUUUCAAAAAGAGGAACAAUUCCGGGAAUUUGCUCUCAAAGGUUUAAAAGCCAGUGAUUUAAUGGUUGAACCGGAAUGCGAUCCAUCAAACAAAAUGAUUGGCAACUGUAGGAUAUGCAGGAAAGGUAUCGAUGAAAACGAGAAUUUYCACACCUGUAGUAAUUGUCAUCAAUUGGUUUGCGAUGACUGUUCAUCAUAUUCAUCGAGAGAUGAAUCUAAAUAUUGGAUGUGUAGUUUUUGUCGACGUCGAGGCUCACACUUGAUCGCUACUACCGGUGCAGCAGCCGAACCAUUAGUUAUCAAAAGGACRCCAUCGUUCAAUCGUAUGACACAUUACGGUUCGGGCGAUUCCUGUCGCGGUCUAAAUGUAUCGAAAUCGACAUCAAAUAUGCCGUUAUCGCCGGUCAGUAAACGUCGGCCAUCGCUGACCGAUCAGACCACUAGUCGACAGCAUUCGCUAGAAAUGAAGAGCACCACAAAGUCAGUCUCAAUGACAACAACGACGGCCUCAAUGAUGUCAACCUAUAGUAAGUCACGCAAACAAAGUGUCCAUCGGUCGCAUUCGCGGCCGACGUCUCCGCCCGAUAUGUAUGGCUCACAGGACAGGUACGCGUCGUCRGAGGCCUUGAGCGACAGUCGCCGGUCGUCCAACGACUCGGCCGCUGUUGUCGGAGUACCGCAUCUACCGACCAGUGAUUCAGGAUUCAAAUCGCGCGACGAGUUCCGCACCAAAUCGUUUUCCGUGUCCGACGACGACGACGAUGACUCGUCCAAUGAUGACAUUAAUGAAGGAUUUAAUAGAUCGUUGGGUGGCGUCGGUCAUCAUCAUCACCAUCACCCGCAUCAUCAUCGGCGACAGAGAUCGAAAAAAUCGCGUAUUCAUCGCCAGAAACGGUCGCUAACUAAUGAUGACGAACUGGUCGUCCAAAGUAAUAAUAAUAUUAACAACAAUAACACAACAAUCAGUAUCGGCGGCAUCGGUGUCGGCGGCCAACUGAUAGCCAAUAAUAAUAAUAAUAAUAAUAAUGACACGUAUUUGAGACAUAUAUCUUCCGAUGCGAUGAUUUACUCCCGAAAUAAUGGGUUUCAAACGCGAAAAAGUUCCGAAAGUUCCGACGUUAGCGAUAUGAGGUUUAGUCCGCCACCGGAAAGCCUGACGCCGUCAUCGGAGUACUCGCGGUCGCCGCGCGAAUCGGCCGACUCGGAUAUGUUGGGUUUGCCCACUUACUCGAAUCUACACACUCAACGACGGUCAAUACCGUCKGUUCUGGUGGAYGUAGUGGACACCAAUCAUCUSACACUGAAAGACUGUCUGCCGAGACGCGGAUCAACUGGCCGGGCGCUGCCCAAGACUCCGGUAGAGCCGUCCCGAUCAAUGUUGGAUUUGCCUCAUUCCCGAAAGUCGUCAUCGCACUCGUUAGACUUACCGAUGGAUCAGCCGCGUCGGGCAUCGGCACCGGAGGGCGAAAACAUACGCAUUGUCAUUGACGACGUUGACUCCCGAACCAAUGCAUCGUCCGCUCGUACGUCGGUCACACAGUUUGAACGGGUAAUACUGCACAGAGAUGAUAACGACCGAAGCAAUUUGACCCGCGGUUUCGGACUAAGUGUGAUCGGCGGCAAACUAAGCGAAAUGGAUGGCAAUUUGUACGCUUACGUGGCCUGGACUCAGUCGGGCGGACCGGCCGACAAAAUGGCACUAAAACCGGGCGAUAAGAUACUCGAGUGGGACUCAAAAUCGCUGGUCAACUGUAGCUACGAACAGGUUUGCCAUAUAAUCGACAGUUCCGGCGAUACGGCAGAACUUAUCAUUGAAUCGAUAGUCAAGAGCGAAAAUAAUGGCCACUUUGUUCACCAAAGACGCCGAUUAAGCCAAAUGUUAAGUCAGGCGUCGAUUGAUUUGUCUGGCGUUGGCCAGAGCGGCGGCGCACAAGCGGCUGGUCUAUCAAGUCGGCGACGUCUACCGAAAACACCCGAAUCGCUGCUACUGGCCGGUGGUAGUGGUUCCCAAUCUGAGACAACAACAACAACAAAACAGGGAGAAAUACUAGUUCAGUGUUCACUGGACACCGAUCACAAACAGCUAACCAUUGGUCUGAUUUGCGCCAAACGUCUAACYCUACUUAAUGCACCUGCUUUUGCACAGUUGCAUAUACUACCCGAGCUUGGUUUUAAAAUAUGUAAAACAGAGCCCAGUUUAUCAUUAGAGUGGAACGAGACUAUGAUUUUCCAACAGUUCCCCAUCGAUAAGGUYGCCGAUAUGGCAUUAAGCAUAAGUAUUUGGGAAACAACUACAGGCACUACAGCAGAGACUGUUGUCGCUGCCGYCGAUGCUAGACCACUGGCCACUACGGUUAUACCGUUGCGCAGUGCCGUUCUCCAUCAUAUCGAUUGGUGGCCACUAUUGGCGCCCAAUACGACCGCCCCUUUUAUCAGGGCCACCUCCAUGGAGUAUAUCGCAAUCAAAGGCGACGACCCGAUGACCAACGGCUGGCGUUCAAUGCCCGGCAGUCGACGCAACUCCGAUCGCAGCAGCAUUUGCUACGACCAACUGUCACAGCAUCCGUCAAAACCAUCGUUGGCCUCGUCGGGCAGUGGCCGACAUUCGGUGGACGAAGCGGCGGCUGUCGUCAUGAAUAUACCGCARCAAUUGCGUGGAUCCAAUUUGCGGCUCAAUUCGCGCCAUUCGGUUACCGAUCUCAACCCUCAAGACCCGUCACURAAGGAACUGUUGGCCCCUCAGUACGAUCCGCGGACUCGACGCAAAAGUUCAUCGGCCUUAGCUCAGGCCAAAUUAAAACGAAGUUAUUCGCUGAAAUCGGAUCAGACUAAUAAUACGACGACCAAUAGCCGCAGCGAUAGUGUCGGCUCGGCCUCUGAUCUGUUGUGCGACACCGAAAUGCAGGACAGUGUCGAUACUGGCGUUAUUGGUGGUGGUGGUCAACAGCUGCACCGGCAGCAGUGUUGCGGUGAAAUCAAAUUGGGAUUUAUUAUGACAAAAGGUUUGCUAGAGAUUGAGGUGAUCUGUGCCCGAAAUUUGAUGGUCGGUCUCAACCAACAACCUCCAGACACCUAUGUGAAAAUCUACCUGUGCGAUAAGGGCCGUCAUAUGCACAAACGCAAGACCCGGGUAGUCCAAAGUGAUAGUAGUCCACAGUAUAAGCAAACAUUGAAAUACGACGCCUCAAUGAUCUACGGACGCACACUAUUGGUGUCAAUUUGGGAAAAACAACGGGGUUUUGAACAUAAUAUGCCUAUCGGUGCCACUGAAAUACAUGUUAACAAAUUGGAGCUACAUAAGCUAACCAUUAAAUGGUAUAAAUUGGAUACRUUUGAUAAUGUUAAGCAAUUUUCCGAUUGAUAUUUUCUUUA